This is a messenger RNA of Euleptes europaea (tarantolino), 940 nucleotides long. Its product is annotated as sulfotransferase 1 family member D1-like. NCBI's taxonomy places the organism in Eukaryota, Metazoa, Chordata, Lepidosauria, Squamata, Sphaerodactylidae. The transcript is spliced from 7 exons. The record is from RefSeq and is a predicted model, not a curated record. Gene Ontology annotation, molecular function: sulfotransferase activity. Gene Ontology annotation, cellular component: cytoplasm. Gene Ontology annotation, biological process: sulfation.
CCAGAAGAGGAGAUGGAGCGGCCCCCUUUGGUUCCCAUUAAAGGCAUUCCCAUGAUCAAGUACUUCGCUGAGGUCUGGAGUGAGGUGGAACCCUUCGAACCGCAUCCAGAUGAUUUGCUCAUCUCCACGUAUCCCAAGUCUGGAACCACCUGGAUCAGCGAGGUUAUAGACAUGAUCCUUAAGGAGGGUGACACAGAGAAAUGCAAACAAAAUCCCAUCUACGCCCGAGUUCCUUUCUUGGAGUUUAAAGUCCCUGGAGUCCCCUCAGGUAUUGAGCUACUGAGAAAAUCAUCCCCCCCACGUAUGAUUAAAACCCACCUUCCUGUCCAAUUGCUCCCUGAAGCGUUCUGGACCAAGGAUUGCAAGAUGAUCUAUGUGGCCAGAAACGCCAAAGAUGUGGCCGUCUCAUAUUAUUACUUCUACCAAAUGGCAAAAGUGCACCCCGAACCUGGAACCUGGAAUGAAUUCCUGGAGAAGUUUAUGGCUGGAAAUGUUUCUUUUGGAUCCUGGUACGAUCACGUCAAAGGCUGGUGGGACAAGAGGGAGGAAUACAGGAUGCUCUACCUCUUCUAUGAAGAUCUGAAAGAGAAGCCGGGUUUUAAUCCCCACCGUUACUUCCCCUUCUAGGAUCCACAGAGGGAGAUCCGGAAGGUCAUGGAGUUCCUGGAGAGGUCCCCUGACGCCCAGCUGGUGGAGAAGAUUGCCCACCACACCUCCUUCAAAGAGAUGAAGCAGAAUGAGAUGGCCAAUUAUAAGACCAUUCCCACCUCAGUCAUGGACCAUAGUGUCUCCCCUUUCAUGAGGAAGGGAAUCACUGGCGACUGGAAGAACCUUUUCACAGUGGCUCAAAAUGAGAGGUUCGAUGCACAUUACAAGAAGGAAAUGGAAGGAACGACCCUCCACUUCCGGACAGAGAUCUGAUCGCUCCAGCUUCAUAUGG